AUUAUUUGAUUUUAUUGGCUAUAUUAUAUUAUUUUCUAAUCACUAUCUAUGUACUCUUCUGGUGAAAUGGUAUUUUUAGCUCAUUGAAAGAAGCUAUAACUUAACUUAAGCUAUGAAUUAAUUUUAUUAAAAAUGAAUACACUUUCUUAGUAGUCUUAGUCAAGUGAUCAGUCUUUCUUACUUAGCAGUCUUAUCUUAGCUAGCAUUCUAAUCAUGAAGACUUACUAGUAAAUAGAAAUAUGGAAGUGUGUUUGUUGUGAUGAUCACAAAACAAUACCUCAAUAGAUCCUCAUUUAAUUAUUUAAUUAAUUAAAUACUACCUAUCGUUAAUAAUACUUAUUUAAUAAAUUUAAUAAUUUAAAAAAGAAACAUUUAAUAUAAUGGAAAAAUAGAAAUAAAAUAUUUAGCAUAAGUAAUACAAAUGACUUUUAUAAAAUGUCAACUAGAAGCUAAUUAAUGUGGAACAUGCUGGGAUUUUCAUCAAUCAAUCUUUGUUAAGCGUCCAGAGACACAGUUUCCGAAGUAGGAUGUUAAUUGAUUUUCAUUGAUUUUCAUCAAAUAUUGUGUAUAUUUAUAUAUUUAGUAGAAGAAAUUAAUAAGGAAAGAAAAAAAGACCAGUAAACCAUGAAAUUAAUUAGAGUUUUCAAGUUGAAUGGUUUUCUAAAACAAUCUAGAGUAUUUAGGGUCUUCUGUCUGAUCAUUGCCUGCUAUGGCCUCUACAUAAUCUUGAAUUUCAUAUUUUAUAAAGAGAUAUUCUUCAAAGGCUCACAUUUGAAAUGUAACUCAACUGGAAGCCAAAAUGUGAUUAAUGAAAAAUUAUCUACUCCAAAGGAUGAUGUCAAUCAAAACUUAACUCAUGGUGUAGGAGAUGACAAUUUAAAUUUAAACUACUCCAAAAACUGUGGCCUCCCCUUCGAAUGCACCUACGAUGAAUUCCCCAUUCACCUCUACACCGGACGCGCCAAUUCGGAAAAGCCCAGAAUUUGCAUCAAUCAUCUUUACUCGGCUCUGCCAUAUUUUAAGAAUCUAGGGAGGGGUUUCAAUGUUGCCGUAGUCGACCCGAAGGCUGUCAAGGUCGUAAGGUUUGGAAACUUUGAUACAUUUGCCACAGAGAGCAAAAAGUUGGAGGAGUUUUUAGAACUUCUAGAAGCGGGAUUUUUGGCGGUUUUUGUUGUUUAUGACGACGGUUCUACAAGAUUAUCAGCUUCAGUUAGAGACGUGAUAACGUCACUAGGUAGCUCUCUCAUUAUGAAUUUGGCCUUUCGAGAUGUCUGGGUCUUUGUCGGUCGGAAGAAUUUGUCCGGAUUCAGUCCCAUAGAACAUAUUGAAUACUCUAUCUAUGGAUGGCCUCGCCCAAUCAGCCUAAGAACGUGUGUCAAACGAAACUUCGUUGGUGUAGAAGUCAGGGCAGACGUAACUGCACGUGUGAACGAAGGCCGCAGAAAGUUCUGUGUCGAAAGUCAAUUUGACAACAGUUUCUGCAGCGCUGAAAAUAUCGACGAGCCCCUGUCUACGUUACCUCUCUUCGAUCCGGCAUUGGAAAACAGUUCCUUGUUCUCCGCGCCUGUCGUUAUCGUUCCAGGACCUGAUAUCAAUGUGUUUAGAAUGCAAGUCGAGGCUCUGUUAUUUAACCCCGGCAUUUUGAAAGAAAAUAUUCACGUAUUUCUACCAGAGAAUGAGGAGCUAUUCAUUAAGCUUUCGGUACUUCUCGACUUGAAAAUUCAUUUGCUCGUCAAUUCUUUCUUCGAAGUAGACGAUUAUGCAGACAUUUUCCUAGGUUCUUUCAAACAUUCGUGGGAAAAUUUCAAUGCUCAAUACAUAGUGUUCCUCGAACAACAUGUGAUACCAAGUAACAAUUUUUUGAGUUUCAUGGCUCAGUGCAUGGAUGUCCUGCAGAAUGAUUCGUCGUUAAUGGCCGCUUCUGCCUGGAAUCCAUUGGGUCUGAGUUUGACGGCUAGUAACGAAAACAGAGCCAUCAGGAGUGGGGUUUUCCCAGGAGUUGGAUUUAUAAUGAGCAGACACGUUUACGACACACAUCUAAAACCGCGUUGGUCUGAAUUUAAUCACAUAAGUGCCCUUGACGGUUGGAGCAUACCUGGCCUAACCGUGGACACCAUCAUUCCCGAAGUUUCCCGAGUCUUCAUUCUUCCCAACUUCCAUCCCGGUAUGGCUUCUCUUUUCACAAAAAUUGUUGUCAGCAUCGACGAAAAACUUGAAACGAAAAUAGACGACCCUAAUGUUUUGAAGAAGGGUAACUACAGCACGUACUUGGAGAAUUUAAUUUCAAAAAGCGCUAUCAUACCGGAGAAAGAUGUAGAACUAUUUUGUCGAGAAAGGAUGCUGUGUAGUGACGACGAUCACAAGCACUGCAAAUCUAUUGAUUCCCUAUUCGCUAGCAACAUCGGGCCAAGUUACGUUGUGCGUUCCGCAGAAAGAACCGAUCAAUCUUCACCAAGUGCCCUUCGAAAUCUUCUAACUUGUCUUGUUGGAGUUGAUUUUCAUCAGAAUUUUGAAAGAACGAUAAACGCUAUUCAGUAUCAGCACAUAGUCAAGUUAUCACUGGUCGGAAGAGAUAUCAUCAUUAUCACGGACAAGUACACCCCUGGCAAAAGCUGACAACCGAACUUUCGCAGGGCCAACUGAGUCGAUAAUUUUGUAUGUUUUAUCAUAUUUUGAUUGUAUUUGAAACGAACAACCCUCGGUUUUUCAUUUUUCCACGAGUUUUAUUUAAAUUAACCACUUUUUAGUCAUUUUGCUCAUGAACCUUCACUUCAUUUAUUUAUUGGAAGGAUUUUUACGAACAAAAUAAAACACAACGAAUAUAA
Helobdella robusta is the source of this 2825-nucleotide messenger RNA. RefSeq lists its product as hypothetical. NCBI's taxonomy places the organism in Eukaryota, Metazoa, Annelida, Clitellata, Rhynchobdellida, Glossiphoniidae. Bases 625 to 2616 code for a protein of 663 amino acids. Gene Ontology annotation, molecular function: acetylglucosaminyltransferase activity. The record is from RefSeq and is a predicted model, not a curated record. The transcript is spliced from 19 exons.